Molecule: messenger RNA, 687 nt
Organism: Schizosaccharomyces osmophilus
Lineage: Eukaryota; Fungi; Ascomycota; Schizosaccharomycetes; Schizosaccharomycetales; Schizosaccharomycetaceae
Product: Schizosaccharomyces specific protein
Exons: 4
Coding region: 1-687 (228 amino acids)
Source: RefSeq, a predicted model, not a curated record
AUGUUGUCGAUGAUAGCACUUUUGCAGCAAAUAAAAGAAGAUGAAUCACAGUUAUUAGAUCUAUAUAGAGUAUUUUUUAGAGGAAAGCAAAUAAAAUGGCAAGAACUAAAGGUUGAUAAAAGUGAACUUGACUCAUACAUGAUGAAAAUCGGAUAUAAUAAGAGAAAUCUAAUUUUAAUCUCAUAUGCGCAUCAUCUUCAAGAAUUGCUUCGUAUGCCGAGGUUGGAUACCCAUCAACUUGUAAAAUGCAUCCGACAAGCGACAGCAGAAUGCAAGCGAUCGUACAUUAUAGACAUGCAAGAAGCUUCUUUUCGUUAUAAGAAUGUGUCUUCAUUGAAGUUCAUGUUCAACAAUAUGUGGAAACCAUUCCUGAAUGAAUCAACAAACAAGGAUUUAUCUUUGCUUCCUAUAUCUUUUGAGCUCAGCUUCUCCUCGGUGUUUGGGGCAUUUCUCUUUAGUGUGAAGGAAAUAUAUUCAAUGUUCUAUCGAACCUUUGAAGAAAUGAAGGAAAGCAAAAAGCCACCUUCUGCCACAAUUUUUUUCGGGUUUUUUUCUAAAGAUCCAGAAUUCAGCUCGCUUCGAAAUCAUUAUGAAAGGUUUAACUCAAAAAUAUGUAAAUUACUUCAAAUGAUACUUGAAGAAGUGUCAAUUUGUCUGGAAUUAGGUAGGAUACAGAGGAAACUCUAG